AUGUCUGCUGUAACGUCUGCGUCUCUCUGCUGGACUUUGCUUCCUGUCUGCCUCCUGCUCGUCUCUGCAGAGCAGAAGAACAUCACAGCUGAGUGUGGACAGAACGUCACUCUGACGUGUCGAGCUCCAAACAACAACACCAUCACAGGUGUAGAGUGGAGCAGAGCUGACCUGGAGCCAGAAUAUCUCCUUGUUUACAGAGAUGGACAGUUUGUUCCAGAUAACCAGCAUCCAUCCUUUAAGAACCGCGUGGAUCUGCAGGACAGACGGAUGAAGGAUGGAGACGUGUCUGUGAUCCUGAAGGAUGUGACGGUUAAUGAUGCUGGAACAUACGAGUGUCGAGUCGUCCAGAGAGGAACAAACCGCUGGAAGAGAGCUAACCUGAAGACUGCCCCCAUCAGCAUCAUCACCCUGAGAGUUGUUGCUCCUCCUCCAGACCAGAAGAACAUCACAGCUGAGACCGGAGAGACUGUCACUCUGACAUGUCGAGCUCCAAACAGCAAAAGCACUGAUGUUGUAAACUGGAGCAGAGCUGACCUGGGAGAAGAAUAUGUCCUUUUGUACCGGGAUGGUCACUUUGAUACAGAUAACCAGCAUCCAUCCUUUAAGAACCGGGUGGAUCUGCAGGACAGACAGAUGAAGGAUGGAGACGUGUCUGUGAUUCUGAAGAACGUGAUGAUUAAUGACACUGGAACAUAUGAGUGUCGCAUUUUCAUGUCAGGAACAAAUGAAUUUGUCAGCAUCAUCUACCUGAGAGUUGUUGAUCCUCCUCCAGAGCAAAAAAACAUCACAGCUGAGUCUGGACAGAACGUCACUCUCACAUGUCGAGCUCCAAACAAUAAAAAUGGCAAUAUCACAGUUGUAAAGUGGAGCAGAGCUGACCUGAAGCCACAAUAUGUCCUUUUGUACCGGAAUGGACACUUUGAUUCAGAACACCAGCAUCCAUCCUUUAAGAACCGGGUGGAUCUGCAGGACAGACAGAUGAAGGAUGGAGACGUGUCUGUGAUCCUGAAGAAUGUGACGAUUAAUGACACUGGAACAUACGAGUGUCAUGUUGUCCAGAGAGGAACGAACAAUGACCCCAGCAUCAUCUACCUGAGAGUUGUUGCUCCUCCUCCAGACCAGAAAAACAUCACAGCUGAGUCUGGACAGAACGUCACUCUGACAUGUCGAGCUCCAAAUCACAGCAUCGACAUUGUAGAGUGGAGCAGAGCUGACCUGAAGUCACAGCAUGUCUUUGUAUGCUGGGAUGGUCAGGUUCUUCCAGAAGAGCAGCAUCCAUCCUUUAAGAACCGAGUGGAUCUGCAGGACAGACAGAUGAAGGAUGGAGACGUGUCUGUGAGUCUGAAGAAUGUGACGUUUAAUGAUGCUGGAACAUACGAGUGUCGUGUCCAGAGCGAGGAUGACAGUGUGGAGCUCAUCAGCAUCAUCUACCUGAGAGUUGUUGUUCCUCCAGGUUCAGGAGGAGGAACCACAGAGGAUGGAGGGAAGGAGGAAGGAGGGAAGGAGGACAGAGGAUCUGUUGGACUGAUCGUUGGUCUGUCAGUUGCUGCUGUGUUUCUUGUUGCUGCUGCUGUUUUUGUGAUCUAUAGAAAGCAGGAUAAAAAGUCUCAGACUGUUGUGUAG
Molecule: messenger RNA, 1626 nt
Organism: Archocentrus centrarchus (flier cichlid)
Lineage: Eukaryota; Metazoa; Chordata; Actinopteri; Cichliformes; Cichlidae
Product: butyrophilin-like protein 2
Exons: 6
Coding region: 1-1626 (541 amino acids)
Biological process (GO): T cell receptor signaling pathway; regulation of cytokine production
Cellular component (GO): external side of plasma membrane
Molecular function (GO): signaling receptor binding
Source: RefSeq, a predicted model, not a curated record